This is a messenger RNA of Penaeus indicus, 321 nucleotides long. Its product is annotated as craniofacial development protein 2-like. Bases 1 to 321 code for a protein of 106 amino acids. The record is from RefSeq and is a predicted model, not a curated record. NCBI's taxonomy places the organism in Eukaryota, Metazoa, Arthropoda, Malacostraca, Decapoda, Penaeidae. The transcript has a single exon.
AUGAUGGAGGAAAAGAACAUAGAGGUGUUGUGUGUGCAGGAAACGAGGUGGGCAGGUAACAAAGCUCUGGAAAUCAGUAAAGGUUACAAGCUCUUCUAUAAUGGAACUGUGAAUGCCAGAAAUGGUGUGGGCAUAAUACUCUGCCCUGAGCUGAAAGACAAAGUUGUUAGUGUUAAUAGAAAGACUGAUCGCACUAUGUCAGUAACAAUCGUCAUCAAAGGAGAAUGUUGGACCAUGGUCUCCUGUUAUGCACCUCAGGUGGGAUGCGAUAAUGAUGAGAAGUUUCUGGAGGGGACUUGGACAGUGUUGUGCAGGGGAUAG